This is a messenger RNA of Quercus lobata, 1494 nucleotides long. RefSeq lists its product as uncharacterized. Lineage: Eukaryota; Viridiplantae; Streptophyta; Magnoliopsida; Fagales; Fagaceae. The transcript is spliced from 3 exons. The record is from RefSeq and is a predicted model, not a curated record. Bases 1 to 1494 code for a protein of 497 amino acids.
AUGGAAUAUGUACCUUUGGCUCAAUGGGAUCCUAAUGGGGGUUUGGUGUUAAUGACUGAGGAAGUUGACCCAGUUGACAUCUCUGUGGAGGAUGAUUUGGAACCUUCGGCUUGGGCAGAGCUUGAUAGUGUGAGAGUGAGAUGGAGUUCAGCUUUGUGUGUUUUGGGUGAUUUCAACAUUAUUAGAUACCCGGCAAAGCGUCUUGGUUGUAAUUCGUUUAGUCCAGCCAUGUUCAAUUUUUCGGACUUUAUCGAGAGGAAUUUUUUGGUUGAUCUUCCUUUGGUCAAGGGUGAGUAUACGUGGUUUAGAGAUUUAGUGAACCCUGCUAUGUCUCAUAUAGAUAGAGUUUUGGUUUCAACUGAUUGGGAAGAAAACUUCUUGGAUGUAAUUCAAAAGCCUCUCCCUCAGGCUGUUUCUGAUCAUUGUCCUAUUCUAGUGGAGGCAGGAGGCAUGGUGAGGGGGAAAAGUCCCUUUAAAUUUGAGAACAUGUGGCUAAAAGUGGAGGGUUUUAUGGAUCGAGUUAGGGGCUGGUGGAACAGUUAUCAUUUUGUGGGAUCCCCUAGUUAUGUUCUCGCAUGUAAAUUCAAGGCUCUUAAAAAAUACUUGAAGCAUUGGAAUAAACAUGUUUUUGGGGAUGUGCAUUUUAGAAAAAAAUGUUUGCUGUCUGAGCUGUUGGAUCUAGAUAUGAGAGAAGGUCUGCAAGUGCUGACUAUGGCAGAUAAAGCAAGAAAAAUUGAGAUUAAGGCAGAGAUCAAAUCUUUAGCUUCUUUGGAGGAGAUUUCUUGGAGGCAGAAAUCAAGGGCUUUGUUCUUAAAGGAGGGGGACAAUAACACUAGGUUUUUCCACAGGCUUGCUAAUUCACAUAGACGAGCUAAUAUCAUGAGGGGUGUGGAGGUUGAUGGCAUUAUGUAUGAAGCUGAAUCAGAUAUUCAGGAUCAGGUGGUGGGGCUUUCUCUUGAAAGGGAGUUUGAUAGGGAGGAGAUCAUUGCCGCUCUUCGGGAGGCUGAGGGUGAUAAGGCUCUUGGUCCUGAUGGCUUUACCAUAGCUUUCUUCCAAAAGUGUUGGGGUGUGAUAGAAGAGGAUGUUAUGGCUUUUUUUGUAGACUUUCAUAGCCAAUGCAUCUUUGAGAAAUCUCUGAAUGCUACUUUUCUAUGUUUGAUACCUAAGAUGAUUAAAGCUGUCAAUAUUAAAGAUUUUUGGCCCAUUAGCCUUGUGGGAAGUUUGUACAAACUUCUGUCAAAAGUGUUGGCUUCUAGGCUUCGAAGUGUUUUGGACAAACUUAUAUCCAACUCUCAGAAUGCCUUUGUAGGGGGAAGACAGAUUCUUGACUCUGUUCUUAUAGCAAAUGAAUGUUUGGAUAGUAGAUUGAAGAGUGGUGUUUCAGGUGUGAUCAUUAAGUUGGAUAUAGAGAAGGCUUAUGAUCAUGUAAAUUGGAAUGCUUUGUUUUACUUAAUGGAGAGGAUGGGUUUUGGGGAGAAGUGGGGAAGUGGAUGA